AUUCACAGUCCUAUAACUAAAUGCUACAAGUUCAAUACAGCUAUCAAUUUCAAACAAAAAAACUAAAGACGCGGUCGAAAACAAGCCCGGAUAUUCAACUUAUACCGAACGACAUAGAUUUUGAACCUCCAGAAUGUCCGCGUCGAUCGUGAAGCGACCCGUGAGAAUAUGUGGAGUAAGCGGCUCUGUGCUGGACCGGCGUCAUGGAUUCAAAAUGGCAGCAGAAGCUGAAGAGCAAAUUGAUGUCAUCAUUGGUGACUGGAUGUCUGAGGGGAAUAUGGUCUCUGCUGCUUUUCGCAAGUUGGGCCGAACAGACGACGGGCAGGGAGAUCCUGGAUAUGAAAAGUCAUUCCUACCAUCUAUUGCGAGCUCCCUACCGACAAUCGCCCGAAAGGGAAUCAAGGUAGUUGUGAACGCUGGCGCUAGUGAUCCAGAGGCUCUCUCCGUCGCAGUAUCUGAGGUCGUUCAGAAACAAGGCCUGAGUCUCAACACAGCCUGGGUCACUGGGGACGAAGUUAUCGACCAGAUUCGCGAUGGCCUGAGACGCGGAGAGCCGGUGCUCUACAGUCUCGAGACACAUGAACCUCUCCGGUCCCUACCAGAGGACAUCGUCUACGCCCAGGCUUACUUGGGAGCUGCUGGGAUCUCCGAGGGGCUUCGUCAAGGUGCCGAUAUUGUCAUUUGUGGCCGUGUCGCAGACGCCAGUCUUGUAGUAGGAGCGGCAAACUGGUGGCAUGGAUGGACGCGCGAUCAGCAUCAGCAACUCGCUUCUAGCCUUGUGGCCGGCCAUCUGAUCGAAUGUUCCACUUACGUGACGGGGGGGAACUUCUCAGGCUUCAAGUCUGUUCCAGGUCUAGGAAACCUAGGCUUCCCCAUCGCGGAAAUCAGCCAUGAUGGAGAUAUCAUCAUCACUAAAUUGGCAAAAACAGGGGGACACGUAACUACAGAUACCGUCACGGCACAGCUUCUCUACGAGAUCCAAGGCCCUCUCUACUUCAACUCAGACGUCACAGCCCGACUUGACAAUAUAUCCCUAACACAACUCGGCCUCGAUCAAGUCCGCGUCCAGGGAAUUGGUGCCCUACCACCUCCACCAACGACAAAGGUCGGCCUUACCGGGAAACGACGAUACAAAGCCGAAAUCCACUGGUCAUUAGUUGGCCUAGACAUUGCUGAAAAGGGAGAGCUGCUCAAAGCCAAUAUCUUGACCAGUCUAGGACAAGAAGCCAUAUCGCGUAUCUCUCUGCUCAAGUUCGAUACCUAUGGCGUGUGUCCCGAAAACCCAGACUCACAGAAUGCGGCUACAGUCGAUUUUAGAGUAUUUGCACAAGCUGCGUCGAGAGAAGCUCUAUCGCCAGAGUUCUUCUUGCAGCCAAUACUGAAUGUGAUCAUGUGCUCAUAUCCCGGAGCAACAAUGCAACCGUCCCUCGCAUCCGCACUCCCCCAACCAUACAGUGAAUACCACGUUACACUCAUCCCACAGAACAAACUAAACCACACAGUCCACAUCAACGGACAACCACACCCUAUCCCACCCCCUCCUCUCACACAAACCUACCCACCAGAACAAAAAAGCCACGACCCCCUCAACCCCCCCGACAUAAGCAGCUUCGGCGAGACAAUCCCAGGUCCAAUCGGAUGGAUCGUCCACGCCCGCUCCGGCGAUAAAGGCUCCAACGCCAACGUCGGCUUCUGGGCCCGAGACGACGAAGAAUAUACCUGGCUUUGUAGUUUUCUAACGGUUCGCCGGAUCCAGGAGCUAUUGGGAGCGGAGUAUAAACCAGGGAGUCGAAUUGAACGGGUUGAGUUUCCUGGCCUGCGCGGUGUUCAUUUCGUGUUAAAUGGACAUUUGGAUCGUGGUGUGAAUAGUACGAGUACAUAUGAUAUUUUGGGGAAGAAUGUGGCUGAGUAUUUGCGUGCGAGAUAUGUGCCGCUGCCGAAGAAGUUUUUGGUUAAAGGGAAGAUUUGAUGAAAUCUUAUCUAUGUGUGCAUGAUUCGGCGAGCGGUAAAUACUAUCGAGGGGUGAAAUGGCCGAAGAGAAUGGGCAUAGGGGUCAAUAUCAUAGCAAAUCCGUAGGGAUGUCAUGGUUAGAAGAAUGGAACUCUCAUUACUAUUGACUUUUCCCUUAUCAGCUCUGGUCUAUCAAUCUAUAUAAGACAUGUCUGGCGGUGGCGAAAGUUCCGGUGAUAAAGCCGGGAAGUAUACUGGCCU
Molecule: messenger RNA, 2211 nt
Organism: Paecilomyces variotii
Lineage: Eukaryota; Fungi; Ascomycota; Eurotiomycetes; Eurotiales; Thermoascaceae
Exons: 6
Coding region: 134-1969 (611 amino acids)
Source: RefSeq, a predicted model, not a curated record